Molecule: messenger RNA, 1106 nt
Organism: Triticum urartu
Lineage: Eukaryota; Viridiplantae; Streptophyta; Magnoliopsida; Poales; Poaceae
Source: RefSeq, a predicted model, not a curated record
CCUCUUACUGAUUCUUGCCUGCAGGCUCUGUACAUUAUUAUGUAGGAAGAUAUUCCUUACUUCAUCAUAUCGUAACGAAUCUUUAUGCUUUAGCAAUGCACCACGCGAGCGAAUUCCAUCCCAAAUGUACUCACUCAGAUUCCUUGUCUGACCACCAAGCAACCGAGAAAUGCCCACCAACGCUACUAUAUCCAUGACACCUCGUUCCCCUAUGCCUUGCCCAUCUUUCCCUUCUGCAUUCAUCAAACACCCAGACGCCAUGAAUUCUGCCCUCACACUUGUCUCCUUCCAGUCUCCCUCUCUCAACCCAAAACAGCGCCCGCCGUCCCGGCAACAGCAGAUAAGCGCCAACUGGGGGAAGAGGCAACAAUGCUCACCAAAGCCCAUACGAUCAAUACCAGGGCCAAAAGCAACCAGGGGCCUCAACAAAGCUUUCCAUGGAGAUGGAGAUAAUAAUGCCUUACCAUCUUCCCCCCUGACAGAUGUGAUUCAGGAGUUCUACUCCUCCCUCAAUGACAAGGACAUCGCACGGCUCAUGGAGCUGGUUGACCCUGAUUGCACUGUCGAGCACGCUUCAUAUUACAAACCACUCAACUUCAAGAAGACGAUGACCUACUUCGCAAGGCUCAUGGGAUCCAUGGGGGAGAACGCCAAAUUUGCUAUCGAUGAGGUUUGUCAAGGAGUAGAACCCACUGCUGCCGUGGUAUUGUGGCACCUUGAGUGGAAGGGCAAGAUCGUCCCGUUUACCCAAGGCCUUAGUUUCUACACGUGUUCGGCAAACGGACAAGAGCUUCUUAUCAGGAAAGUUGAUAUCUUCAACGACUCACCUGUGAAACAAGGAAACCGGGCAUUGGACAUACUUCAUUCCGUUGCCUAUUCGUUCGACAAAAACCCAGAAUCAGCUGAAAGAAUUCUACAGGACGCAGCAGGGCUUGGGUCCUUUGUCAAGCUUUAUGAACUCUGCGUGGAGCAUAUCGCACGUCUUUUCAGAUUUGUGGCGGAUGGAUUGAUUACGGGACUCCUCAUUUUGUAUAGCAUAUGCAAGGAGUUGAUGUAAGGAGGCAAUACAAUACAACAGGAAAUCCCACAUUUUCAGAAGAAUAGCA